AUGGAGCGUUCAUACUCCAAACAUUGUAGGUGCGACGAAGGACAAUUAUUUUAUUUCAAAAUGGGGCAGAAUGCUGGUAUUUAUUCCAAGAUUAUGGUAGAUGGAGCCAAAUGCGAAUGGAUGAAAAUUUGUACUAAUGGACAACAAGGGGUUAAACGAAAAAGAUAUCACUGUUAUGACACAGACCUUAUCAACGUCUAUGUGCGAAAUGGCUUUGUAGUAAUGCCUGGCGCCCCGAACGGUUUUCCUAUACGACUUGUGAAAAGCACGAAAGAUGUUAAUUCUCCGAAGAAGUUAUCAUCACGGCCUACCCAAAUUGGAUUCGAUUACGAUGGAGAGAGGGUGAGUUGA
This is a messenger RNA of Cooperia oncophora, 351 nucleotides long. The record is from the annotation of a GenBank genome assembly. NCBI's taxonomy places the organism in Eukaryota, Metazoa, Nematoda, Chromadorea, Rhabditida, Trichostrongylidae.